Corticium candelabrum is the source of this 766-nucleotide messenger RNA. RefSeq names its product ankyrin repeat domain-containing protein 54-like. Lineage: Eukaryota; Metazoa; Porifera; Homoscleromorpha; Homosclerophorida; Plakinidae. Gene Ontology annotation, cellular component: cytoplasm; nucleus. The coding region runs from base 114 to 437 and encodes 107 amino acids. Gene Ontology annotation, molecular function: protein binding. The transcript is spliced from 5 exons. The record is from RefSeq and is a predicted model, not a curated record.
GCAUAAGGAAUGCGGAAAAAGUAGAUUUGCAGACGUCAUUCGUUUGGGGAAAUUCCUUGAAUCACAACUUCGCUGAGCCUUUUUUGCAUUAAAAGUGUUUUUGGACAUUGGAAAUGUUUGCACGUAAAAAAAUCAACAAACAACUUUAUGAUGCUGUGGAGAGAAAUGAUGUGGAGACAGUCACUCGUUUAAUUAAAAGAGGAGCAGACGUUAAUACACGUCGUGGGAUAUGGAAUGUGACUGUUCUAAUGAAAGCUUGUUUGAAUGAUAACAAGGAAAUUGUUGAGCUACUGUUAAGAAGUGGAUCAGACGUGAAUAAGACUGCCAAAAGUGGAAGGACAGCAUUGCAUUGGGCUGCUUGCAACAAUCACUCCAAAGUUGUUCGUAUUCUAUUAGAGAAUGGAUGUGAUAGCAACAUAACAACCAUUUCUGUCUAGGGUUGUUUGACUGCUCUUUGCCAUACUCAAGACGUUUCGGACAGCGCUGCUCAACCAUAAAUAACGAACGGUGGCAAACGUCUAUGUUUGACUAACAGCGUCUAAACUCAAUAUCAUGCAAGCAUUAAGAGAAUUAUUGCAUGGGACACGUGAGUCAAUUAAUUAAAAAAUUAAGGGUAGAGUCUUCUCUAGCUAAAUCAUACGUAUUUGCAUGCAUACGGGACUACGUUGGAUACGAAUUUUUGUACUUUGUGUUAGAAAAAGCAUGCAAAAGACACUAGAGUGUUGAAGCACUAACCUUUAAAAGUUCAACAGAUGUAACUUGGUCA